AUGGCUUCAGCGCAAACCACCGAAACCGAAUUAAUCCGCUAUCCCCAACCUGUUGCUACAGGUGUCGAACGGCCCGCAGACGAACUACCCACAUACGAACAAGUCACCCAGGAGCUCGAAGGAGGCUUCUCCCUGCCACCUACUGACGGCGGGAAGCAUGCCUGGCUAUUGCUCUUCGCUUGUUUCAUGCUCGAGGGCAUGAUCUGGGGAUUCGGCUCAUCAUAUGGCGUCUUUCAGGAAUACUACAGCACGCAUGAGCCCUUUGCCGGAUCAAGCAAUAUUGCCGUUGUGGGCGCCUGCGCGAUGGGUAUCAUGUACAUGUGGAUCAUCCCCAUGUUUGUGCUUCUUAAGCUCUAUCCAAGACUACGCAUAUGGGCAGCCCCAGUCGGUCUAACUAUCAUGUGCCUAUCUCUCGGCUUGGGAUCUCUCGCGACCAAUGUUACGCAUUUGAUCAUGAGCCAAGGCAUCAUGUAUGCAAUUGGUGGUGGCCUCGCCUGGACGCCUAUCCUAUUCUACAUCGAAGAAUGGUGGGUUCUCCGCCGCGGCUUUGCUUACGGCGCAACCAUGGCCGGUCUUGGUUUGUCAGGGGCGGUUUUACCCAUUGUCCUUCAGUGGCUGUUAGACAGCUAUGGGUUCAGGACUACGCUACGUGUGUGCGCAUUGUCCGUCGUUGCUCUGAACCUUCCUAUCUUAUUCUUCUUCAAGCCCCGGCUACCAAUAUCCCAAACAACGCAGUCGCGAAGUUUUGACAUGACCUUCUGGAAAACUUCGAGUUUCCUCAUCUUCCAGUCAGGCAGCAUACUUCAGGGCUUAGGGUACUUCCUCCCGACUAUCUACCUGCCCACCUUCGCAAGGUCACUAGGCGCCUCAAGUAACCAAAGUACCGCCACUAUAAUUCUACUGAAUGGUGCUGCAUGUAUAGGAUCUUUCUGCAUGGGCGCGGCGGUUGAUAGAUUCGCAGUCGUCAACUGUAUUGGACUCACAGCCCUCGGCUCUACCCUUACCGUAUUCUUACUAUGGGGGUUCUCGACUUCUCUCGCCCCUCUCUACGCUUUCUGCCUGCUUUACGGAGCGUUUGCAGGUAGCAAUUCCAGCAGCUGGAGCGCCAUCAUGCGAGAUACGAAGGAGAAGCGCAAUGGAGCUGACACAGGUAUGAUAUUUGCCUGCCUAUCGGCCGGGAAGGGCGUUGCGAACUUAUGUAGCGGACCGUUAUCUGAAGCGUUACUGCACGCGGACUCGUGGAGAGCCGGAUUCGCAUAUGGCAGUGGAUUCGGGGCGCUCAUCGCUUUUACCGGCGCAACUGCACUGCUCUCCGGAUGGAGCUACGCUGCUAAGAAGAUCGGCUGGUUUUGA
Didymosphaeria variabile is the source of this 1353-nucleotide messenger RNA. RefSeq lists its product as uncharacterized. The record is from RefSeq and is a predicted model, not a curated record. Gene Ontology annotation, molecular function: transmembrane transporter activity. Gene Ontology annotation, biological process: transmembrane transport. NCBI's taxonomy places the organism in Eukaryota, Fungi, Ascomycota, Dothideomycetes, Pleosporales, Didymosphaeriaceae. The coding region runs from base 1 to 1353 and encodes 450 amino acids. The transcript has 4 exons. Gene Ontology annotation, cellular component: fungal-type vacuole membrane.